Molecule: messenger RNA, 1758 nt
Organism: Anthostomella pinea
Lineage: Eukaryota; Fungi; Ascomycota; Sordariomycetes; Xylariales; Xylariaceae
Source: the annotation of a GenBank genome assembly
AUGCAACUGUCGCUCAUAGCCCUAGGCGUGGCCCUCAUCGGCUUCGCCGUCUAUCAUCUCGUGAGGGAGUAUAGACACAUCAACAACAAGAAGAAGAUCCCUGGUCCGACACUACUACCAUUCAUCGGGCGUAUCCACGAUCUUCCCAUCGACUUCAUGUGGCUCAAGUUUCAAGAAUGGGCACAGCAGUACAGCGGGGAGAAUGGGUUCUACAUGACGGAAAUGCUGGGCUCCAAGUUCCUGGUCAUCACGGACGAGAAGGUGGCAGAGGAACUCCUGAUCAAGCGAGCGAGGUACAACUCGGAUCGGCCAGUUAUAAGAUCGCUGUUCGACUCUAAGAGUACUCACGGGUCUGGGGAGUAUUUACCAUUGAUGGGAAAGAACAAGUACUGGGCUCGUCAGCGCAAGCUCACACAUGGAUACUUGACGGAGGCGAGCAAUGAACACUACUACGGAGUCAUGUACCACGAGUCGAAACGAUGGAUGGCAAGGUUGAUCGAGAAUCCCGACGAUUUUCGGUUUUCCCUUGAGGAUAUGGCAUCGAAAGUCAUGUGUCAGCUGACGUGGGACGAUCCAAGUCUCAGCGAGUACUGCACCAAGAGUGCAUGGGGGUUGCUAACGCAAAUGUCACCCGCCGGUCCUCUCACCAACGUCCUGACGCCCCUGUGGCAUCUCCCUCUCCCGCUCAACCCAUGGAAGCGAGCUGAGUACAAGCGCCACGACGAGCAGCAGGCCUGGUGGAUGGAACGGUUGCUCACGACUUCCGACAAGAUGGACCGUGGACAACAGCGACCAUGCUUCACACGGAAGUAUCUCGAGACGGGACACAAUCGUUCCAAACUCGAUGGCGACCACGAGGCAUCCUCCGUCAUUGGCAUGAUGGCACUUGUCGGUAUUUUCACCGUGGCUGGUCCAUUGUCGUACUGGCUGGUUUCCAUGGUGCACCACCCCCACUGGCAAGCUUCUGUGCAGAAGGAGAUCGAUGAUAACUGUAAGGGGCGGAUGCCGACGCUUGAGGACACGCCGAAGUUGCCCAUCUUGAGAGCUUGCAUCAAGGAAACAAUGCGCUGGAAACCGAACGUCCCUACUGGAGUCGCACAUGAGAUGGAAGCCGACGACGUGUACCGAGGAUACUUCCUCCCCAAGGGCACGAGAAUCCUUCCUCUCGAUUGGGCGUUUAUGCGGAACGCGGAGAAGUACCCCGACCCAGAGAACUUCCGCCCAGAGCGGUGGCUGGAUCCCGGCUGGCCAACGUACCGAGAGCCUCUCACCGAGUACCCGACAAUCAAGGGUAUGACGUCCUUCGGCUUCGGUCAGCGCCAAUGUCUUGGCCAGACGGUCACGCAAGACGAGUUGAUUGUUGCCUGCGGCGCGUUGAGCUGGUGCUUCAACCUCAAGCCCAAGCAAGACCCGAUUACCGGCUACGACCUUCCGGUUCCCCUUGACAAGUCCAACUCCCUACUCAUCAUCAAGCCCGACCCGUUCCAGAUGGCAUUCGAGCCACGCAACGAGGCCCGAAAGCAGGAGGCUCUCCGUCUGUGGGCCGUGUCAGACGCUCAAGAUCAGCGAGAACGAGCGGCGUUCGCCAAGGGUGCUGAAGCUGAAAAGCUCUCUGAUGUUUAUGAAGCAGUUGACAUGAGCUACGUGCCCGAGAAAGAAGCUGUGCUGGUGAAAGCCAAUGAGAUCCAGAAAGACGAGAUCUUGUGCACUUCGAUUGGCAACGUAGAGGUGGAGGUGAAGGUGGCGGUUGGUGCUUAG